Molecule: messenger RNA, 3808 nt
Organism: Osmia bicornis bicornis
Lineage: Eukaryota; Metazoa; Arthropoda; Insecta; Hymenoptera; Megachilidae
Product: serine/threonine-protein phosphatase PP1-beta catalytic subunit
Exons: 6
Coding region: 418-1476 (352 amino acids)
Cellular component (GO): cytoplasm; nucleus
Molecular function (GO): protein serine/threonine phosphatase activity
Source: RefSeq, a predicted model, not a curated record
AGCGCAAGUCGUAUCGGUUUUAAAACGCGCAUCGAUGGGGAGUCUGGAAACGCGUAAAAACAAGUACCGCGCAAUAAUUCUUGUUAAUUAUAUCAAUUACCAUACAAUAACGCGAUGUUCUUUUACUGCUGUAUCGAUCUGGUUAUAAUACUUUGAUGAAGGGUGUAAAUUUUACGGGGAAAGAUCGCCUAGUCGAACUAUUAGAAAAGUGUAGUGAUUUAUGUGGGUGACAGAAAAGUACAUUGCGGGAUUUGCCUAUCGUAUUCUUUAUUUCCUUAUUUACUUAGAACCGUCAGUCGAUAACAGCUCGUAUAUACGCGAAAUCGACGCGAGUUAUAUAUAGAGUUAAAUGCGUACAUACACAAACGUAUCGUCUAGCCUGCAAACAUCGGUUCAGUCAGUCAGUGGCAAGAAAAAAUGGCGGAUGUCGAGUUGAACGUCGACAACCUGAUACAAAGAUUGUUGGAAGUAUACCACACGCAGAAAGACCAGGUUCAGAAGAAAGCCAAGCUAAAAGAUAUUUUCUCGUCGGAUUUUGUCGUCAGAGGAUGCCGACCAGGAAAAACCGUUGUUAUGUCGGAGGGCGAAGUGCGCGGCCUUUGCCUGAAAUCGCGGGAGAUCUUUCUUCAGCAGCCGAUCCUGCUCGAACUGGAGGCGCCGCUUAAGAUAUGCGGCGACAUUCACGGCCAAUACACCGAUUUGCUACGAUUGUUCGAAUACGGCGGUUUCCCGCCAGAAGCGAACUAUUUGUUUCUCGGUGACUACGUCGAUCGGGGCAAGCAAUCGUUGGAAACGAUAUGCUUGCUGCUCGCGUACAAAAUUAAAUACCCAGAAAACUUCUUCCUGUUGCGGGGUAAUCACGAGUGCGCAAGCAUAAACAGGAUAUACGGAUUCUACGACGAGUGCAAAAGACGGUACAACAUCAAACUAUGGAAGACGUUUACCGACUGCUUUAACUGUUUGCCGAUCGCUGCGAUCAUCGACGAGAAGAUAUUCUGUUGCCAUGGCGGGCUCAGUCCGGACCUUCAGAAUAUGGAACAAAUAAGAAGAAUUAUGCGCCCAACCGAUGUACCUGAUACUGGCCUUCUCUGUGACCUGCUGUGGUCGGAUCCGGACAAGGAGGUCCAGGGAUGGGGUGAAAAUGACAGAGGCGUAUCUUUCACCUUUGGCCCAGACGUGGUGUCGAAAUUUUUAAAUCGUCACGAUAUGGACUUGAUCUGCAGAGCGCAUCAAGUUGUUGAAGAUGGUUAUGAAUUCUUCGCGAAACGACAGCUGGUCACUUUGUUUUCUGCACCGAAUUAUUGCGGAGAAUUCGACAACGCCGGUGGAAUGAUGAGCGUCGAUGAAACGUUAAUGUGCAGUUUUCAGAUCUUGAAACCUUCCGAGAAGAAAGCUAAAUACCAGUACUUAAGCGUGAAUACAGGUCAAGCGACAAGACCAUCUACGCCACAAAGGAAUCCAGCCAAAAAGAAAUGACAGCCUUGUACUCAUCUUCUGACAUCAACGCCAUUAGCGGAUGCUCUUGUGUUAGGUAAACUGAUUUUACGUUUAAGGAAAUAUCUCCUAUUAAUGUUCUAAGGUAAACAUUAGUAGGCCGAGAAAAAUUUACGUUAAUUAAUUAACAUUAAGGGGAAUAACGUCGUUAUACCGGAGAAUGUGUAACAAAAGGUGAGGCAUGGUAGUGGUGUUUGAUCGUCGGCAAUUAUUUGUGAUUGUGAGAGACUUUGAAACGCGAUUUCAGUUCUUUUCUCGCCUCGUAUCAUUUAAAUCUUAGCGUUUUAAGUAAAUUAUUAUGUUGACUGAUUAGCGAUUAAAACGUUAUACGUGUAUUAAUAGAAACUGUUCCGAGUGUGUUUCUAAAGGAACGUUCAAAAAUAGAAAUGAAAAAUGAAAGAAAAAACAAAAAGAUAAUUCUAAGUUUGCUAAUACUUUUCAUGAGUAUUAAUUUUCAUGUUUCAGCAUGAAGACGUCAAGAGAAGUGUGUAAGAUUACAUCUUCCUUGAUUACAUCUUAAUAAGAUAAGUAACAUAAUUAAAAAAGCGAUACGUUUUUUUUUUUUUUCAAUUUUGAACAAGGAUCACUUCCGCAUUCUCUGGGAAAUUAUUUACGUGUAUCUUCCAGAUGCGGGUGAUCCUUCAUGCCAUUAGCGUUUAAUGAAGUUUCGACAUUCUCAUUUGAUUAUUUAUUGCUUCCAUCGUUAAAUGUUCAGUGUAAUUAAUUAGAUUUGCUGACUAUUCCUAAUAAUUCUACUAUUAUUGCCAUCGCUUUGCAGCUGAUUUAAUUACAUAUAAUCGUUUAACAACGCGCUACCCGCGUUAUGUACAUAGAUAUUCAUUUUAUUUCGCUCCAUGUGUUUAUUUCCUUUUCUUUUCUUUUUCAUCUCAUCCCCAUAUAGAUUUCAAUAUUUUACUUUUUAAUGUUCUAUAAAUAUUGACAGCACGUUCCAAGAUACGUUGUAGAGAUAUUGAAUCGUUUAUUCUGUAAGAAUGAUAAAUCAGAGAGGAACAGAGAGAAGCAGUAUUUUUAAGAUAACGAUUCUAUGCAGAUUACAUAUGCUCGUAAAAUGAGAAUUCAAAAUAAUCGUUUGAAACGCAGAAUAUUAUUAUUAAGAGGUUGUCUGUAAGAAAGGAUAUAAUUCAAACUAAUAAUUAAUCUUUCUAUUGGAUACAAUGCACUCAGAUGAUUGUCACUUCUAAGAACUUACUAUUUCACUUUCAGAUGUUUUGUCAGUAUUUCUAUCGAUUCGUUGCUCAUUUGAAAUAUCAUAUUUUUAUCAUCAGCUUAAACGUUAAGCAUCGUGCAGCAUUUAAUUAAUUUUUUUUCAGUACACGCUUGAAUAGCAUAGCGAUUAUAUUAUUUCAUUUCAGUUUACAUUUUGCAAGGCAUUUAUUUCUUUCAGAUUAUUCUCUACGCUGAACACUUAUUCUUUCUAACAAAUUAUGCAAAUGUAGUUCGCAUAAAAGAAAAUAACGCGUAUUAGAAAGUAUCGAAAAACAACUUGAAUACUGACCUGUAUAGAAGAUAAGGAUUUAAAAGAAUUUACAAAGAAUAUAUAUAUUAAAAAUAAAAAAGGCGAAAAAAGAACAAAAAAAGAAACAAUAAAUUAUAAAAUGGAAAAAAAGAAUUACCUUAGAUUGCACUGUAUCGUCAGAGUAAACUUAGUUCGAGAAGCGAGAAAGCAUCAACGCGCGUAUUAUCUGAAAGUGAAAUAAUCAAUUUCAAUGUGUAUCGUUAAACGAUAAAAAAAAGAAAGGAAAAAAUACGACCAGUGAUUUUGUAAUUUAUGUUUGUUGAGAAAUUGUUAUUUGAACGGUGAAAAUGAGCCAUUGUCAAUUUUAUUUCUUCACGAGACGUUUAAUUAUUAAUUAUGGACUAUGAAUGGAAUUUAUGAUAGUAUCGUUUGAAGUAAUUCUUCAGUGUAAUCCCUGCAGGAAAAGCAAGGUCGUUAAAAAAAAAGAGCGGCUGUUCUCUUCCCGCCACUUUUCAAGCCCUGUUCCUUCUUCCCUCUGAUGUAUAAGUUUAAUCGUAAAAAGAAGAAGAAGAAAAAAAAAAGAAGCGGUUGUGAUCCCUCGGUAAUGCGUUUUUCCUCCGAAAAUCGUGAAUUAUAUACACAGAUAUAUUAUAUUUGUAAACGGCGGAUCAGUCGUGAUUCGAUGAUGGUUCUUCAGGGUUGAACGAUGAAGGUCGAUUGUAAUUAAAAGCGUGGGUUAUUUUCUCCAUCGAUCGAAUCGCGACGGAACACGGCAAUGCAAUGACAUCCUAAAGAUGUAAAACUUUCAGAUAAUAAACAUGCAUAUUGUUGUACAAA